Messenger RNA from Aricia agestis (brown argus), 7050 nucleotides. It is a transcript of the gene ed, whose product is annotated as hemicentin-2. The record is from RefSeq and is a predicted model, not a curated record. Gene Ontology annotation, biological process: cell-cell adhesion. Gene Ontology annotation, cellular component: cell-cell junction. Bases 312 to 3932 code for a protein of 1206 amino acids. NCBI's taxonomy places the organism in Eukaryota, Metazoa, Arthropoda, Insecta, Lepidoptera, Lycaenidae. Gene Ontology annotation, molecular function: cell adhesion molecule binding. The transcript has 14 exons.
UCGGCAGCGACCGUUACAACUCGGUACGGUUAUCGCGAUCGCAGUGAAGUACGUGAAAGUUUUCUUAUUUUGAAAACGAACAUGAGUUAGUGCACAAAGAGGAUUACUUCACGUUUCGAAUUUUACAGUGCUCGUUUGGAUAAAGUUGAGACUUACUCAGUGGCAGUGUUGAGUGUAUUCGAACCGUUGAAACUUUGUGUAGUGCAUCAAAAGUUGUUAAGAGUUUGAGAAGUUCACGAACAAAGAUGGGCGCGUAGUAUUUGGAUGAUAAUACCUGGCUGAAAUUGAUUAGAAAGUUGCCCGGCUUCGACAUGGGGACCCACCGGCUGCUUUCUCCGUUUACUCUGCUGCUGGUCUGCACAGUGUUCUUCGCGCGAUGUGACGACGAGCAGCACGACGCGCGGGAGGGGGACGACCUGACGCUGCAGUGCCGGUUCGCGCUGGACGCGGGCGCGGGCGAGGCGCUCACCUACUACUGGGUGCGCGUCACCGCCAGCGGACACGAGAACGUCGCCAUCGGGAACAUCCCGCUGGAGAACAACUACCAGAUAACGUACGCGCCGUCGGAGGGUCGCUACGACCUGAUCGUGUCGAACGUGUCGUACGAGCGGGACAACGGGCGCUUCGAGUGCCGGAUCAAGGCGGGCGGGUCGGGGCGGACGCUGCACUCGCAGACCUACAACCUGGUGGUGCUGACGCAGCCGCAGCCGCCCGUCCUCAGCCCCGGCCCCCGCGUCGCCGCCCAGGAGGGCCGCCAGCUCAACCUCACCUGCUCCAGCACCGGCGGCUCGCCCAAUCCCAGCAUCAAGUGGUACCGCGACGGGUCGAUGUACCCGCUGGAGGCGAUAAUGGUGUACGGGCGGACCCGGUCGGAGCCGUCCGUGGCGAUCCUGGCGCUGGAGCCGACCAGGGAGGACGACGGAGCCACCUUCCGCUGCGUCGUCACCAACCGCGCCAUGCCGGAGGGCCAGCAGCUCGAUGCGACCAUGGAGCUCAGUGUUAACUAUUUUCCCCGAAUAGAAAUCGGCCCCGAAAACCCCCUGCGAGUUGAGAUCGACGGCACCGCGACCAUGGAGUGCAAGGUGGACGCCAAGCCCAAGGUCAACUCCGUCAAGUGGACCAGGAACGGCAAAUACAUCUCCAACUCCUUCGUGCACACCGUCCAGGGCGCGACCGUGCAGGACUCCGGCAAGUACACCUGCAGCGCCGACAACGGCCUCGGCCGCCCCGGCGAGAAGGAGAUCUACCUGGACGUCAUGUUCCCGCCCACCGUCACCGUCGAUUCCAAGACCUACGAGGCCGAGGAGGGCGGCACCGUAGAGAUCCGCUGCGACGUCUCCGCCAAUCCCGAGCCCAUCUCCGUCGAGUGGACGAUGGAGGGGCGCACCGACUUCCGCCAGAAGGGGAACACGCUGUUCUUGAGCAAGAUCGAGGCCGACAUGGCCGGCACGUACGUGUGCCGCGCCGUCAACGUGAUCGCCACGAGCGGCGGCGCCCGCGCCGAGCGCGCCAGCAGCGCCUCCGUCGCCGUGCUGGUGCGCCACAAGCCGGGCCGCGCGCACAUCGCGCCCGACCGCCCCGUCGCGCAGGAGGGCGCCGUCGUCACCAUGACGUGCAGCGCCAAGCCGCCCGGCUGGCCCGCGCCGCAGUACCGCUGGUUCCGCGACAUCGACGCCGGCGACACCAAGCCCAACGUGCUCGCGACCGGCAGCAAGUACACGAUCCCGAGCGCGCACCUCGGCAGCGAGGGCGUGUACCACUGCCAGGCGACCAACGAGCUCGGCCACGGCGAGCUGGCCACCGUCAACCUGGAGGUGUACCAGCCGCCGCGCUUCCAGUCGAAGCUGCAGCCGCACGUGAUCAAGAACUCGGGCGAGCGCAACUACUCGCUGUCGUGCGUGGCGCUGGGCAAGCCGAUGCCGAGCGUGCGGUGGUUCAAGGACAACUCGGAGAUCCGGCCGGACGCGAACCUGUACGAGGUGGCGACGGCGGUGAACGAGAGCCGCAACGCCGUGUUCGAUGUGCACAGCACGCUGCGGUUCCGCGGCCGCGCGCGCCCCUCCGGCGACGACCUGCUGCCCGCCGACCGCGGCGUCUACACCUGCGCCUUCGAGAACGAGGUCAAGAAGGUCGAGUCCACCAUGCAGCUGCGCAUCGAGCAUGAGCCGAUAUCGAUAAAACAGCAGAACAAAGUCGCGUACGACAUAAUGGAGAACGCGGAGAUAUCGUGUCGGGUGCAGGCGUACCCGAAGCCCGAGUUCCAAUGGUACUUCGGCACCAACGGCGCGCCGCUCCAGAUGUCAUCCGACGGCCACUACGAGAUCACCACCACCACCGACAACAACGACGUCUACCUCAGCGUGCUGCUCAUCAGGAGCAUCAAGAGCCAGGACUACGGCGACUAUCACUGCAAGGUGAAGAACUCGUUGGGCAGCAUCCGACCACAGAUACGACUGCAGCCGAAGGGCGCGCCGGAGGCCCCGAAGGCUCUAGCCAGUCAGAAGGUGGGGCCGACAUACGUGACCCUGAAAUGGGAGUCGGGAUUCGACGGCGGGUUGUCCAGCACCAAAUACUUCGUGUUGUACCGGCGCGUGCGCAGCCUGGACGGCGAGCGGUGCGUCGCCGACAAGCCCGAGACCUACGACUGGCGGGAGUAUGACUGCCGACGCUCCAACCCCUGCAACGUGACGCGACUGGAGCAACACAACUCCUAUCACUUUAAGGUGAAAGCUGUGAACACGAAGGGGCAGAGCAACUACUCCAACGAGAUCACGGUGACGACGAAGGUGGACAGGAUCGCGGUCCCGGAGGAGGUGACGUACGACCCCAGCAAGAGGAGCAUAUCCUUCCGGGUGGGAGCCACCUGCCUGCCCCUGGUGGGAGUGGUGAAGGGACUCGGCGCUAUGAACAACUGGCAGGUGGUGGAUACGAUGCCGCUCCAGCUGUCUGGCGCGAGCUCGACCGUGCAGGAGAGCGAGCUGGAGCUGCGGUCGGCCGACGGCGGCCCGCGCGUCCGUCUGCAGCUCUGCCUGCAGGACAACCAGGAGGUCUGCAGCGAGGACGUUGACGCUGCCAUCGGCCCAUCGUACACAAAGCAGGAGGCAACCAUCGCGACGGUCACGCUGAUUCUCAUCAUCGUAUCCAGCCUGGUCUUGCUGGCCGUGCUCGGGCUCUUCUGCGUCUACUGCCAACGGAAGAGGAACGACAAGAAACAACGAACCUCCAAGGACUACGAGAUGGACUCCAUCAGACCAGCGAUAGUGCCCCAGAACCAGGCCCCGCCUCCGUACUACCCGUGCUCGGGGAUGGAGAAUAAGGCACUAGAACAUUCCAUGGACCUGCAGCUCGACGACUCCAAGAACGUGUACGCCGCGCAGGGCUACGGCUACCACAUCCCGCAGCCUAGACCAGGACAGAACAUCUCCAACAACGAUUGGGUGAACGGGUACAUAGAGAACAGCUACGGGACCAGCAACAACGGCGGCAGCGUCAACUCCCAGGACUCGCUGUGGCAGAUGAAGGCGGGCGCCGCGCCCCUCCCGCACCAGAUCCUCGACCGCCAGAGCAACUACGGGUACGACCCAAUAGCGCACGGCGGGUACGGCGCGCUGGACGAGUAUGCGGCGUACCCGCACGCGCCGCACGGGCAGCACGCGCCCGAGUACCGCGCCGCGCAGACCCCCUCCCGCCAGGACUACUGCUCCGACCCCUACGCUUCCGUGCACAAGCCCAAGAAGAGGAUCGACCAGCAUAUCGAGUCCCCGUACCACGAGGUGAGCGGUCUACCGGAGCCGUACGGUGGCGGCGGCGAGGCCGAGGCGGAGGGCGCUCCGCCCCCGCACCUGUCGCUCAGCUACGACGAGUCCCUCGAGUCCGGCUACUCCACUCCCAAUUCCCGCGCGCGCCGCGUCAUCCGCGAGAUCAUAGUUUAGGUACCCCAUCACCAGGAGACAGUGUUGACGCAAACACUGCUGCGUCGACGCAAUGCUCUCCGCUCGUCGGUCGUGGCUUUUUCACGUCAAAGUCGUGCCACAAUUUCGUUUUAAAAACGCAGCGAAAAAACGCUUACACCGAACGUAGAACUGUAACGCACACUGUUGACACUGCAUCACAAAUCCCAUCUGUCAAUGUAAAAGUCCCCCGCACGCGGACGCCGUGUGCGGCGCAUUCGCGUGCGCGACGCCCGGUGCGUACGACGAUUGAGUUUUACAUACGUAAGCCCGCUAAGUGAAUUGAAGUCGUGGAAAUGGGUACUCGAUAUGGUAUCGAAUAAGCUGGGUAAAUUUAACGAUCAAUAUGUAUUCAACGAGGCGCGCCUCGAGUUACUGAGCACUUCCACGAAACACUAAGGGUUCUCCUCCACUAGGACAUCACUCGUACAAAAUAUGGAACCGGUGAGUCGCUCUCGUUCGUCAGGUCGGCGCGCGGCGUCCAAAUUGGACGCUUUCCGAUCGGCCACGGGCGCCCGGUGCGGUCCUAGUGGACGAGGACCCUCACAUCGCUCGCCGAGCGCAGGUGCUCCGUUCAAACGAGCUACUUAAUCCACUGCCGUGGACUGUAUUAUAUAGGUGAUAAGUCGCAUUUGUAUUAUAUUAAACGAAUUUACUGAUUGUUGACAAUAUUUGUCCUGAGAUGAUAUUUACGAAGCUUCGCGUAAGGCUUAGGUUGUGAUCGUGACGCCGAUGUCGAUGUUAGGUGGUACGCGGUACCGCGCCGAGCCCGCAGGCGCGCUAGGCGGUAGCACGGGCCUAAAGAAUGUCGCGUGAUUUUUAUCACAAACGUACGUUUUGUACUUUAAAUGUUUUAUUGAAAAAUGGAGCGAGUAAUGUAUGUUUUACUCGACAUUUUUCUAUCGAAAAAUAUCCAUUUCGGAUGUGCUUUCGAAUCCGAAUUCACCAUUUUGUUUGGUCUGAAUCUGAUAUUUUGUUCGUAAUGUUGCUACUAAACGCCAUAUUUUAAACAACGAAAUAUGUUUGCAAUUAGUCUGUAAAAUGUGUGUUGAUUCCGAAUUUAAAUUACUGUAAAUUAUUCCUGGAAUUUAUUUGUAGUAAUAACAUGAAAAGCAGAGCUUCCCAAACUUUUUGAUGAUUGUGGACCAUCAAAAAGUUUGGGAAGCUCCACACUCCCCCUACUAAAUAAUUAUGGUUGUACUUUAAUGCGAAAGGGUUUGGAGAUCCCGAUUUCAAUGAUCGUUUAAUAUAAUCGGCUCGAGAUGAUAUAAAGUCGGAACCGUGAGCCCGCGGCUCGCAGCAAAAAACUCGAAAAGCUUUUACUCUACAUUUCCAUAGAUAAGUGCAUGCACUUCUCGGACGCAGAAAUGGAAUAAAAUUAUAUCGCGUCUAAUAUAUUCCGCGCCAUAAAAAUCACGUAUAAUGUGUAGCGAAAAAAUGUGAGUUAUGUCCGCCCGUGGUAUCCCUUCCCGUUUAUUCCGGGUCCUACUUACAAUUUACAAAUUUACAAUAUUGUUUACGGCGUUCACGUAACUAAAGUUUAGGUCCGUCGUGACUCGUGACAUUACACGAAUAAUGAAACCUAAAAAAUAAGUCUAGGUCUUUUCAUAAACUUUUACAAGUACGAGGUUUUACAGUCGCGACGAUAUAAACGCGUUUAUGAUGUAGGCUGCGAACAGUAUUUGUAGCUUCAAUAAAAAUGUCCAUCAAAAGAGCGAAGUGUUGUCGCCCACUUUAUAUUUCCCGCCCUAUAAAAACUGUUCGCGGCCACUCGCGAGGAACCUUAAUAUUUAUUUUCAAGUUGUUUAAUAAUUAAUUACGGCCCUGUUUUUAAUUAAAACUGUAAAGUGACUGAUUAGAUGAAAAGCUUUUCACGGAAAUUAUGGAGCAUCUCGAGUAAUUUCUUAUUUAUAUUCAUGAACAUUUUCUCUAAACUAUGUUGUAUAAAAUAAGUAUAAUGCAACUAAACGUUUAUUCCAUUGUACGCAAGGUCCUUCAGGGAAAUGUUUAUAAAAUAUCCCUGCACUCAUUCUGUUUAAAACUAAUUACUAUAUUUCACUUUAGUUAAGGAGCUAAAAGUUCUUUAGUAACAUAGUUAAUAUUACUGCUAUAAGUCAUUUCAUAUUUUCCUUAAACAUACUUUUCUUCUAAUCACUUACUUUUUACUGAAAAAAACUAGGUUAAUAACUUGAUCUCCGUUUCGAAUAAAAUUCUAGAUACGAAAAGCAGGUAUCGCCGUAUAAAUCGGUUAUCGUCGUGAAAAAUCACCGGUUAAUGCGUCGUUACCCGACCGGAGAGUACGUGCGCGGUGCGAUACUUACCUGCACCAGAUAAACUCCCAGAUACACAUAAUCUGCUUUAUGUAUGUUUUAUUACCCUAAAAACUAACUAAUUGAAAUGCACAGCAUAACGUAGCAUACAACGAAACAAAUAAGUUUUCAAAAAAUGUUUUCUCUUUAUGAUUCAUUUGUUAUACCGAAGUAAUUAGCUAGUUUUUACUUCACAUCGUUGUGAAAUAGUAUUUUGUAUGGUAUAAAUGAGUUUUUACAUUAGCGAGCGCCGGUUUUGUGGGGAUCCGCACGAGACGCGCAACAGAAAACGUUCAUUAAUCGAAUGUGCUCUCGUCAUGUAAUUUUAUAAAGUGCAUUCCCGUCCAUUGUGAGACGACAGGGCGGAUCGCAUUGUCUCCGCGCCGUAUAUAUUGUUCUGAAGGAAUAAUAAACGGGGUGCGACUCUACCAGGACCUCGGAAGACGGCCAUUACAUUAGGAGAUAGCCUCGUGUCACACCACGCUUCUAGUUGUGCUUCUGGGUAGCGGAUAGUUCGUAUUAAAACGUCUUAAGAUGGCUUCUCACUGUUGCACGAGCCACGAGCUGGCGCGGCGUGGCUCGAUCGUGAUAUUACGCGCCGUGAGAAGCCAGCAUUUAGAUAGCAGAUAGCAGUCCGUAUUCGGCUUAGGAUCACUAGAGCACUCAUAAUUUCAAUGGAAGUCUAUUUCAGGAAGGAAGGAAAAGUUUAAGAAACAUUCGCGGAAUGCUCACUUGUUCCAUAAACUUGUAGUUCUCAAAGACCCCUCUAGUCGGAGCCAGAAUUUCCAAGA